AUGGACAUUUCUACUAACUGUGGUUUAGCAGUCGUGCUACUGUCCUCGAUCGACGUCAGCGUUGAGAAGGAUUUGAAAGACGACGUGAAUCUCAACGAUCAUAAAGAAAACAACGAGACGACGGUCACGUCCAUCAAGAUCAACGACGUAGCAUUCAAGAACAGGACAGAUAAAUUACGGGAGAGUCAAUUGGAAAAAGUUCGUGCACUAUUGAGUAAUGGAAGUCGACAAAAUGCCAGCAGGGAACUCAUGCUACCGAAAAGCGCUGACAUCGCGAAGGUCAUAUCCGAUGAUCCUACUGGUGAUGAGGAAGGAUUGGAAGAAUUGCCUGAGCCACAAGAAUUGAGAAUUAUAAGACCCAACCUGCGGAAACGACCUGGUUAUCGACCUCCUCCAAGAAGACCAACUUCUCUAAAUCGAAGGAAUGUCUAUGCAGAUCUAUCGAGAACACCACUAAUAAGACCACCGAGACGGCCCACAGAAGUAAAACGAGAUCCAACAGAAAAAGAAUGUACUUUCUUCACGAAGACAGUUUGUCUCGAAAUAGCUGAUUACCCACACGAGGCGAUUACGAGGAGUCUGAGAGGCAACAAGGAGAUGGUCGCUGCAUUGUUGACUGAUUACAAGUCGCAAGAUUUUGACGAAUCUGCUGAAAGUCUUCCGAUUGCAUUGCCCCUGGAAAAUAAAUAUGAGAAUCGAUACGAGAGUAAUGAAAUUAGGAGAAGAUCCGAUGCAAGUUCAUCAUUUGAAAAUGUCGAAGAAGGUUUCACGUGUCCAUCCGUCAUCAAAUAUGCACGACCACAACUAGCUAGAGCCGCUUCCGGUAUUUGGAAAUACAUAAUAAACACCGGUGAACACACGCAAACUCUACGAAUGGAGAAAUGCUCAAACCCCCAGUCGAGCUGCUCUUUCAUAUCAGAGAACUAUCGAUCUUCUUGCAUGCAAGUGUACAAUUACCAUAGACUUUUAACCUGGGAUAAUAAAUUGGGUCUUCACAUGGAUAUUUUCAAAGUUCCAUCUUGCUGUAGUUGCCAUGUGCACGGUUACGCUGAUAUUUUUCCACCUCAUCAAAAGGACCCAUCACUCAGAAUUAAAGAAUCGUUUCCUGGAUCUGACUUCGCCACCAGCGAUCAAAAAGAUGACUUUGAAGAGUCUCCGAAAUUAAAUUAUUUAAACAAGUUCCCUUUCGAUUCAUCUCUUGGUGCAAGCAAUAAAAAACCUACAGUAGAAACUACCCCUAGUAGACCGCCGUUUAUUCUACCUGUAAGAACAAGACCAAAGAAACCUUCGUCUACAAGUUCAAGGCCAUUUGAUAAAUUGCCUCAGCAACACGCACCGAAUACUAGAGCACCAGGAUAUACUGGACCAUUACUGAAAGGUUCUAGACCAAGUAGACCCAAUAGACCACCAUAUAGAAGAGAAUCCACAUCUCAUGUUGAGGAACAAACCGAGACUGCGAACAGUACGAUUUUAAAUAGAUACAGUCAACCAUACGAUUUGCAAAUGGACGCAACGUCAAGGCUACAAAAUGGUGGUUUCGACGACGAGUACCAAGAACCGCAGAGGCGAAUCAAUUAUAAUUACCACCCGAUUAUCGACUUUUUCAGACCAGAAGCAAUGAUGUUACAAUCGUCUGAAGAUUCUUCGACAUCGGACCAAAACGAUUCCAAUUCGUGGAAACCUUUGAUUGCAUCUUGAGCGUAAUUUUGCUUCUUUUCGGAGUACCUGAUCGUUUCUUUCUUUUGUAAGAAAUUAAAAUUGUCGGAUGUUCGUCGUGUUUUAACGUUAAUCAACCUUGCAAAAACGAAAGUAUUAUAUAUAUAAUAAAUAUAUACAUCGGAAGUAGAUACUACAAUUCGACUUAUUGUUAGUGUCAUAGUUUAUUUUCUCUACUCGCUUGUAUUCGUUGGUGUCCUCCAAUUUCGAUUAAUAAAUCGUUUUUAUGAUGCGUUACGUGAAACAUGAUUUAUCAUGACAAAAAUAUGACAUUUAAGAAAUGAAAAUGUCGAAUACAAUUGCAAUAUGUGAUUCAUCCUUUGAGUUUAUAUUUUAUGAUCAUAUAUAGAAAAAUAAAUUAAAGUGAGGGUACUGACGCAAUACUUACGAUUAGUAUAACGGUAGUGAAUGUUUAACGCCUAUAGGAGUAUUACAAUCAUACAGUUGGGCAGGUGCAAUUGCAAAUACGUUGCAAUUAAGCAGCGUCGCGCGAAUUUUUAUAUAUUUAUUAUUCUGUACGUGUAUUAUUUAUAAAUCAUCGUUAAUAUAACGUCUAUUAUAAAAUAUCGCUAGUUGGAUAUAUGUGUUUCGCGAAUCAUUAAAUAAAUAAUGCAACAGCGACUCAAUGAUAGUUUCUUGUUCUUAAUA
Messenger RNA from Bombus impatiens (common eastern bumble bee), 2364 nucleotides. It is a transcript of the gene NT1, whose product is annotated as neurotrophin 1. Bases 1 to 1698 code for a protein of 565 amino acids. NCBI's taxonomy places the organism in Eukaryota, Metazoa, Arthropoda, Insecta, Hymenoptera, Apidae. The transcript is spliced from 10 exons. Gene Ontology annotation, molecular function: Toll binding; growth factor activity. Gene Ontology annotation, biological process: innate immune response; regulation of Toll signaling pathway; central nervous system formation. The record is from RefSeq and is a predicted model, not a curated record. Gene Ontology annotation, cellular component: extracellular region.